AUGCCGCCAACUCUCGUACUCAUCCGCCACGCGGAAGCCCUUCACAAUGUUGACAAUAACAUCCCAGACCCUGAACUUUCUGAGCUUGGGCGGCGGCAAUGCGGGGAUCUUAGGGAGAACAUCAUGGCCAGGAUCCCCAACGAGCUCGACGUCGGCCUCAUCGUUGUGAGCCCCAUGAGGAGGACCAUUGAAACGGCCAUGCUGGUGUUUCACGACCUCAUUGAGAAGGGUAUGCCGAUACAGGCGCAUGCUAGCUGGCAAGAGAACUCGGCGCAACCGUGCGAUACAGGAUCGCCCAUCCCGCAACUCGUUGCCGAGCUCCCGCUCGUCGACUUCUCGCAUGUCGACCCGGUGUUUCCCGACAAGACAUCCCCAGCGGGCGCAACGUACAGGCACACUCGGCAGGGGAUUGUGGCGCGGGGCCAGGCUGCGCUGCGCGACCUGUACAGCCGACCAGAGAAGGUUAUUGUUGUCGUCUCGCACUCGGGGUUUCUCCGAGUGGGCGUCACUGGCUGCUGGUUCUUCAACGCCGACUAUCGCGUUUUUGACUUUGAGGAGAGGGAGGACGCGUCUUCGCCGUACCGACUACGGCGGUGGAACUUGACUGCUGCUGGCGGGAUGGGACUGUCGUGGGAGCACAUGGUUCCGUUGGGUGACGGUUUGCCCGACGACGAAGGGACAGAGCAUGAUGGGAACGCAAAGGUGGAUGAAUAG
Messenger RNA from Lasiosphaeria miniovina, 714 nucleotides. RefSeq names its product histidine phosphatase superfamily. NCBI's taxonomy places the organism in Eukaryota, Fungi, Ascomycota, Sordariomycetes, Sordariales, Lasiosphaeriaceae. The transcript is spliced from 3 exons. The coding region runs from base 1 to 714 and encodes 237 amino acids. Gene Ontology annotation, cellular component: cytoplasm. Gene Ontology annotation, molecular function: phosphatase activity. The record is from RefSeq and is a predicted model, not a curated record.